GAAGUUAAACUUUAUUAAGUUCAUGGCAUCGAUUGUAGGAUCUAAAGUGCAGUCCCGGAUAAGUCAUUGUGGCCAGCCCAUUCCUUCUUGGACUGAAACUGCCCAAGAAUAUGAAGUAGUACAACACUUUCCAGAACUGGGGAAAAGAUUUGAGACUGGUCAUCUAUGUUUAACUCUGAAAGAACGAUUUGAGCUUUUAGAGUUAGCUGAGAGUGUUGAAGUUGCUGCUACUCCAACUCUUCAUGAGAAAGUAUCUCUUUUAGCUGGUGGUAAUCUAGCUCAUGUUGAAGUUGAUGCUGUUGUGAAUGCAUCUAACCACUGGUUAACUACUGGAAAAGGAGUAAAUGGAGCAUUACAUUCCGGAGCUGGUGAGUGUUUGUUGGAGGAAUGCAUUCGAAUAGGAAGAUGUGAAGUUGGUGACGCAAAACUAACUAGUGGAUACAACUUGCCAGCAAGAAAUGUCAUACAUACUGUAGGACCUGAGGGUAAAGAUGUAGACAGAGAGGAAAAACUAAGGAAUUGUUAUAGAAGUUGCCUGGACUUAUGUUUGAAGAACAAUUUCAAGUCCAUAGCGUUUCCCUGUAUAUCGACAGGACAGUACUGUUAUCCAAGCGUAGAAGCUGCUAAUGUGGCAUGUAAUACAGUGAGGAACUGGUUAAUACAAAAUGCUAGUGAAAUUGAAAGAAUAAUAUUUGUAACAAGGAAUACUAGAGAUGAAGAAGCUUAUUAUACUUUGAUGUUAAAAUAUUUUCCUACAAAAUAGUUCAAUAAUCUUUUUAUUUGUAAUGGAAUCUAAAUGUACACAUGUGUGGUAACGUUGUAUUUUUUAUUAUACAUGCUAUUUUGUUCAACAUUGUAUCUUUUUUAUUAUCUUUAAAAUAUUUUGUCAUUUAAUAUGAACAUUAUGUACUUUUAUAACUCUAA
This is a messenger RNA of Amphimedon queenslandica, 924 nucleotides long. RefSeq names its product macro domain-containing protein mll7730-like. Gene Ontology annotation, molecular function: ADP-ribosylglutamate-[protein] hydrolase activity. Bases 23 to 763 code for a protein of 246 amino acids. The record is from RefSeq and is a predicted model, not a curated record. The transcript has 4 exons. Gene Ontology annotation, cellular component: nucleoplasm. Gene Ontology annotation, biological process: DNA damage response; purine nucleoside metabolic process; peptidyl-glutamate ADP-deribosylation. Lineage: Eukaryota; Metazoa; Porifera; Demospongiae; Haplosclerida; Niphatidae.